AAGUCUAUUAUCCAUCAGAAUUCUCAGUUCUUCGACAAGUUAGUUGAGCUCAUCCCUGCCAGGUUCUAUCUACCCAUUGACGAUGAUGAGAAGCCGUGGUUUCAGGGUCUCAGCAAGUCUGCCAAAGCUUCAGCAAAGAAGGAAUCAAAGGAAAAUAUUAAGAAAGCUCGAAGACAACGAUUGGAUCCAGAGAAGUCUUCUACGACAACCCUUGAUUUGCUAAAACAAAGUUUGGAAAAGAAGUCAAGCGAUGAGAGUGACAGUGAUGAAAUAGAGGUUAAACCUGUGGUGGCUGGUCUAGAAGAUGAUGACCGGUCAGUGACAUAUGAAGAACUCCAGCAUCGUCUUCGUUGUAAGAUCGAGGAGUUUCGGGCUGGUCGGCACUGUGAAGGUUCAGAGAGAGCAAGGAAGAGGAUCGAGAGACAUGAGAGAUAUGAGAAGAAAGGAGCUGACCCGAAGAAACGGAAGAGAGAAACUGCAUCUGAUGGAAAGAAAUCGACUAGUGACGAUUCAGUGAUGAAAGAUGCUGCAGAGGCUUCGAAGGAGCUCACAUUCAGUCAUGUCAAACUUGGGAAUGAAGAUGAGCUGGGGAAGAAGAAUAAGAAGAGAAAAUUGUCAAAGUUGCAGGAGCUUGAGAGGGCAAAACAGUUGGAAGAAGCCAAGAAAGAUCCCGAGAAAGGUGAGAUAAUCGCAAAGAAGCAUUCUUGGAAAGCAGCAACAAGUAGAGCUGCUGGGAUCAAGGUUCAUGAUGAUCCAAAGUUGUUGAAACAAAGCCUUCACAAGGAGAAGAAGAAGCACCAGAAGAAUGCUGAGAAGUGGAAGGGAAGGGUUGAAACCACAGAGAAGAUGAAAGCAGACAAACAGAAGAAGAGAUCAGAUAACAUAUCACAGAAGAAGCAAGAGAAGAAAAUGCGGAAGAUUGCGAAAAGAGAGAAAAAACUCAUGCGGCCAGGUUUUGAAGGUCGCAAAGAAGGUUUUAUCACGCAAGGUUAAGCAUUAAGUUCUCACAAGAAUUUAAGUCCAAUCAGCUCAGGGGAGGUUAAUUUGAGGGUUUUUUU
Prunus avium (sweet cherry) is the source of this 1058-nucleotide messenger RNA. NCBI's taxonomy places the organism in Eukaryota, Viridiplantae, Streptophyta, Magnoliopsida, Rosales, Rosaceae. The record is from RefSeq and is a predicted model, not a curated record.